GAAGCUUUGCCUUCAGCCUCCAUUCUCUUUCUAUCUUUUUCCUUGAGUCUUCUCUACUCUAUACUGUGUACAGGGACACAACAUAGAUAGAUAUAUACACAAGUAUCGUUUUCCACAUACGCAAAAUGUGUGUUUAUUGUUGAGAGCCAGCGGUGGCCACAGAUCGCCUUUGAGAUGUAAUAAUAAAUUUAAUAUUUUGUUCUUAGUCCUCUCCAAUCCAAUGAAAAGACUUUGAAGAAGUUCGAUCUCUGUGCACUGACCGCGAAAAUCAUUCGAGGAUAAUUGUUUAGUUUUGCUUCUGGAUCUUCGUCUUCUGUCGUGUUUGCGGAGUAAAUUUGUUACUGAUUCAGUCUUUUCCAGUUCCUUUGAAGCCUGAAGCAUAGAAGCUAAGCACAGUUCAUCUUGGUUUUGGACAGCCACCACUGAACCCUCAUUUAGUCGUAAUUUCUUGACAAAAUUUUACACACUUGAUGAUGCAUAAUCUGUUAGAUUUCUGAGGACAAAUAUUCUGCUUGCCACUGUUACCUAAAUCUGUAUCCACAGUUUUCUUCAUCUGGUCAAAUUGCAUGAACCUCUGAGAAGUUCUGAAGGCUGUCUUGUAACUUGUAGCUUAACUCAUCAUGUCGGAUCACAUUGCCCAAUCAUUUAAUGAUACCAAUGAGAGGAGUAGACGAUCUAUGCAAUCUGUUUGGAUGUCUCAUUGGACACGGACAAGCUAUAAUGUAACAGCAGAAACUCGUAAUCAUAAAUCUAAUGCUUCUGGAAACAAAGAAAUUGAUUGCGUUACUAUGCUAUAUCAUCCAACGAUUGGAUUAGAGGCUUCUAGGUCUGUGAGAAGACUUAGAGAAACUGAAACUCUAACUCUUGAGACCAUGAAUGACAACACAGGCACGAGCUCAAGGAACUCGAGAAAUGAGGGGUUUGGCUGUCAAUACAUCCCAACGACUAGUCCUUUUAAGUAUAGUGGGUGUAGUUCCAAAGCAAAGCAUUACCAAGGAGCUGAUGAAGCAUUAGGGCCUUCUUUUGGUAGCUUUGCAGUAUCAAAGCCUUCCCAUGAGUAUUUUGUUCGAUCAACAUCACAUAUAGUGCCAUAUGGAUUUGAUAACAGAAAAUAUGAGUUUAACAAAGGAAAAGCAGAUAUUUCUUCAUUCAUUGAUAGAUCUGCUAUAGUUUCUUACAAUCAAUUGGCUAAUGCUAGCCUGAGAACUCUAGAGCGUGAACAUCAUAAUAUUCUCAGGAAGUCAGCAUUUUCAGUUUAUGGGAGACAAAUAGACAGCAACUCACAAUCAGGAAAUUCCAGAAAUGCUCAUUUCAGUGAGAGUGAUACACCCACGUCACUUGAUGCUCCCUCCAUGAGUGAUGGUCACUUGUCAGCAUUUGGUAGAGAGCCGUUCCUGAAGAUGCAAAAGUUAUCUGGUAUGAAACCACUUCCAACUCAGUCCAGUGCUUUGGAGAAAACUGAAUUGAAGAAAUCACACACUGAUUGUUAUUCUCUAGAAAAGUUGCCAAAUUGUGUGGAUGAUGCCGAGACAAUGAGAAUAUACACUACUGUGGAUUCUGUAGAAGGAGAACCUGGAGGUUGUUCCAGGUUUUCUCAGACAACUCACAGUCUGUUAAUCACAAAAAGGACUGAUGUCAAUUCGUCAAAAGAAAAUGAUUUUCUCAGAGACAGAAGAGUGGUUACUGUAUUCAACGGAAAUAAAUCCAGGGAUUUUCAUAACCUGUCACCACCAUAUUAUGGUCAAGGUGAGCAAGGAGUAAAGCUUCAAGCUCUAGUUAGUUCAACAGAUAGUGAAGGGAAAGAAAAUGUUAAAGGCGUUAAGGCUUCUAAAGUUAUUGUUAAGAAUGAAUCAUCCACUGAGACUGAUGCCAUGGAUGUGGAUUCUUUCAAGGAGAAGAACCAGUUUUCUGCUGCAAAUUCCACCCUGUCAAAUAAGGUUAUCAGAACGGACUCGGAAUUACCAUCGCAGAUUCAUAUUGCUUCCUCGGAAGUUGGAUGUUGCUGGUCAAACAUGCUACCUAAUAGGAACUUGGAGCUUCCUGCCUUGGCGCCGGCUGCUGCAAACUCAACAGAUAAGGCGAGGCCUAGCUCCUCAAGGACUCAAAGUUUGGACAUGGAUGUGCUGGUGGCCCAUGCUACACACCCUAGUAAUCUGAAGUCUAAUGCCAUUCCAGACGGUGCACUAAAAAUUGAUCCAAGCUACAGAUGGGUUAAGCGUCUCAAAUUGAGCACUUCAAAUCCUCCAGCUCAUGGCACAAAGAUCUCAGACUUGGGUGAAAACCCAUCUCAUGAAAAAAUGAGCAGGUUCUUCAGAAAAUUUAGUAAAGACGGCAUGACUAGCUUGGACCCAACAGCAGGUAAUUGCUGUGGUAAAGAAUUGAUCAUGUCGGAUAAGACUGGAGACAUAUCGGGUGAAGGCAAUUUCACUAAUGUGGACCCCAUAAAAAUCGAUGAAGAUUCAUUACUUUCUCAUGCUUGGAUAAAAAGGUGGAUAUGUAAUGGAUCAACAAUUACCCAAAAGAAGUCUAAAUCCGUGGGGAUUUGUGAGCCACAAGCACUUGAAAAUCUCCAUGAAAAGAGGUUUCCAAGCGUUGCUGCUAUGGCAUUAAUGGGAAAGGCCAUGACCGGUUUUCGACCGUGUGAACUUCAGAACAGGGGUUCUUUCGUGGUUUGGAAUACCCGGGCUUUCUGAAGAUACUCAAGCUUGCUAGCUAGAAUCAAUGCUUGGUUCGACAAGUCUUCAUCAAAUGGUGCUUCUGAAGGCGGGAGCAAGGUUUAAGUGAAACGCCAAUAAUGGAGUUUUCGAGAUCUAGCCUGGGUUUCGGUAGUGAGUGUUCCAUUUCUUUUCAGUUGGCUUACUGUAAUUGUAAUUUCUGUCCAAAUUAUCUUUCGAAUUUGCUUUUUGAACAGGCCACUGGGUCACCAGAAUGCAUCUAUCUAUUUAUUUGAUGGAACUUGCUAGUUA
Olea europaea var. sylvestris is the source of this 2966-nucleotide messenger RNA. RefSeq lists its product as uncharacterized. The record is from RefSeq and is a predicted model, not a curated record. The transcript is spliced from 4 exons. NCBI's taxonomy places the organism in Eukaryota, Viridiplantae, Streptophyta, Magnoliopsida, Lamiales, Oleaceae. Gene Ontology annotation, biological process: regulation of photomorphogenesis. The coding region runs from base 621 to 2693 and encodes 690 amino acids.